This is a messenger RNA of Colletotrichum chrysophilum, 1023 nucleotides long. RefSeq lists its product as uncharacterized. Gene Ontology annotation, cellular component: chromatin. Lineage: Eukaryota; Fungi; Ascomycota; Sordariomycetes; Glomerellales; Glomerellaceae. The coding region runs from base 1 to 1023 and encodes 340 amino acids. Gene Ontology annotation, molecular function: DNA-binding transcription factor activity, RNA polymerase II-specific; RNA polymerase II cis-regulatory region sequence-specific DNA binding; zinc ion binding. The record is from RefSeq and is a predicted model, not a curated record. Gene Ontology annotation, biological process: DNA-templated transcription; regulation of transcription by RNA polymerase II. The transcript is spliced from 6 exons.
AUGCUUGAGCCGAUGCAACAGAUCAGCCAGAGCUAUGAACAGACAUCACCGGCAAUUUCCAGUGAAAUCCGUUGCGUCGAGAGCUUCUUCGAAGGCUUCCACCGCAACUUUCCGAUACUCCACGAGGCCUCUUUUCACAUUGUGUCGACCCAGACUUUCCUCCUCCUCGAGUUCCUCGGUAUUUACGGCGGCAACGACACGAGCUUCCUCAAAGCGCAACGAAUACACCGCGACCUGAUCGAUGCCAUUCGACUACUCCAGAUGUCGCAAGAUAGUUCGAUCGAAUCUCUUUCCAUGACCUCGGGAGAAGACAGCGGCUACGGUGAAGAGGGUGACGAGGACGACAUGCAGGAGCCUGUGAGUGCGGAAGCUCUCAAUGAGCAGUGGCAAGACUUUAUACGAAAGGAGUCAAGAAAGCGUUGCGUGUACAUGCUUUAUCUCCUGGAUUCCCAGCUCGCGAUUCUCUGCAAUCUUCGACCGAUGCUGUCAUCUCUCGAGAUCAAGUACGACCUUCCAUGCUGCGAAGACAUAUGGUUAGCGCGCUCAGACAGAGAUUGGUUCGAGAAGAGGCGACAGCGCUUCAAGUCUUUUGACGAACCCGACGAUCAAGCCUACGCCCAUGAGACGCCUCCAAGUCAGGGCUUCUUCUACGAAGCCUCUCAGACCCUACUUCACGCCAAUCGGAAUGACGACAGCCAGAGAGACCCCGGAGAGAAACACAAACCGAGGAAGCUGAGAUUGCUAUGGGCAUCUCCAUUCGCUGCCGUCAUCUUGGUGACGCAACUACAGAUGAUGGCUCGCGAACUUACUCAUGCCAGUUCGGCCGGUCACUUAGCAACACCCAGGAGUAAAGACAAGCGGGACAUCUACGAAGAUCGCGACGUCUUCAGAAUACUUAAUGAUCUCGAAAUGGCCCUCGACCUUCUAAAUCCGAUCAAGUCUACUGCUCCUCCUGCCCUCGAGAACCCCUUCAUAACCCUCCUCGGCUUCAAGAUCUGUCUCCGGAGGUAUGAUGCUGGGUAA